GGAACACCUCUCCAUCCGGGGCUUCAUCUGGUGGAUCCGCUGCCUCGUGAUCAAUGUGGUCCUCUUCAUCCUCCUCUUCUUCCUCACCACCCCCGCUAUCAUCAUCACCACUAUGGACAAGUUCAAUGUCACCAAGCCCGUGGAGUACCUCAAUAACCCCAUCAUCACCCAGUUCUUCCCCACCCUGCUGCUGUGGUGCUUCUCUGCUCUGCUGCCCACCAUCGUGUAUUACUCUGCUUUUUUCGAAGCACACUGGACCAGGUCUGGAGAGAACAGGACAACCAUGCACAAGUGUUACACCUUCCUCAUCUUCAUGGUCUUGCUGCUGCCAUCCCUGGGCCUGAGCAGCUUGGAUGUGUUUUUCCGCUGGUUGUUUGACAAAAAAUUCCUUGCCGAAGCCGCCGUGCGAUUUGAGUGUGUGUUCCUGCCGGACAACGGGGCCUUCUUUGUCAACUAUGUCAUCGCCUCUGCCUUCAUCGGCAACGCCAUGGACCUGCUGCGCAUCCCCGGCUUGCUGAUGUACAUGAUACGCCUCUGCCUGGCCCGCUCAGCUGCUGAGCGUAGGAACGUCAAACGACACCAGGCCUAUGAGUUCCAGUUUGGGGCUGCUUAUGCCUGGAUGAUGUGUGUCUUCACUGUGGUCAUGACAUACAGCAUCACCUGCCCCAUCAUCGUCCCUUUUGGGCUCAUGUACAUGCUGCUUAAGCAUCUGGUGGACCGAUACAACCUGUAUUAUGCUUACCUGCCUGCCAAGCUGGACAAGAAGAUCCAUUCAGGGGCUGUGAACCAGGUGGUGGCAGCCCCCAUCCUCUGCCUUUUCUGGCUUCUUUUCUUCUCCACUAUGCGCACAGGGUUCCUCGCCCCCACUUCCAUGUUCACCUUUGUGGUCCUUGUGAUCACCAUUGUGAUUUGCCUGUGUCACGUCUGCUUCGGGCACUUCAAAUACCUCAGCGCUCACAACUACAAGAUUGACCACACGGAGGUGGACACCAUAGAAAACAGGCAGAAUGGGAGACCUGCCACCAGUCUGCCAGCUCCCAAAUCAGCUAAGUACAUCGCCCAAGUGCUGCAGGACUCAUCGCCGGAGGGUGAAGCAACAGAGUCGGAGGAGCAGGGGUCGCAGGACGAGGAGCUCAUCAACGCAGAUGGCAUGAACGACACGGAUUUCCAGUCGUGUGAGGACAGCCUGAUAGAGAACGAGAUCCACCAGUAG
Molecule: messenger RNA, 1213 nt
Organism: Cariama cristata (Red-legged seriema)
Lineage: Eukaryota; Metazoa; Chordata; Aves; Cariamiformes; Cariamidae
Product: CSC1-like protein 2
Exons: 10
Cellular component (GO): plasma membrane
Molecular function (GO): calcium-activated cation channel activity
Source: RefSeq, a predicted model, not a curated record